AUGGUUCACCCCCAAGCUGGAUUCCCAACUGGGUUCCUCUGCGGUUCGAGAGGCGCUGGUUCUAACUUCCGUCAGGUGGAGCAGUUACCGGCCAAGACGAGCACCGGCAUCUUCCGGGGGCUUCCGAUAUUCUUGGCUGGCUUUCCCCUCGACGUGCUGGUGCUGGUGCUGGUGCUGGUGCGGGGGCACGGUAAGGCUGGGGCACGGCGAGGCGUGGGGUAGGUGCUCUACCGUACCUACAUACACGUUACCUACAUCGUACUAUUCGAAGGUUGUCGGACAGGCUGUGCUUAUGAUUGAUUGCGCGGGGAAAUCACGUGCGCUACACGAGAGCGUUGCAGAUAGAGUAGGUACAUAGAAUGCUCACUGCUCCACGGACUGCGGAAGAAGAAAACCACAUGUAUGGUAUUAAUAGCUGCC
Molecule: messenger RNA, 420 nt
Organism: Tricharina praecox
Lineage: Eukaryota; Fungi; Ascomycota; Pezizomycetes; Pezizales; Pyronemataceae
Exons: 2
Coding region: 1-222 (73 amino acids)
Source: RefSeq, a predicted model, not a curated record